AUGUUCUUGACUUGUGUUGUUGUUGCUCUUCUUUUUCUACUACAUCUUCUUCUGUGUUUCCAGCUGAGCGGCUUUUCCAAGGUGAAGCAGCAGAUGUUUGUCAACGUUUCCUUCACCAACCCCUUCAACUUUGCCCUGAAGGCCUGUAGACUGUCCAUGGAAGGAGCUGGAUUAAUGAGCGAGAAGACACGUUUCUACAGAGUCAUUGAGCCUCAGGCUUCCAUCUACUGGAAGGAGUCGUUCAACCCUCGGCGGGCCGGAAAUCGCUGCCUUGUAGCGGUGAUGCAUUGCCGUAACCUCUGUGAGUUGAGGGGAGUUGCUCGCAUCAAAAUCACGCCCUGAGAUGAUUGGUCCACAGAGCUGUGUGACCCAACCCCGCUCCAUUUCUACUAUGCCUCCACCAAUCACAGCAGCUCCAAACUGAGUGGGCGGAGCCGACAAACCACGCAAUCAAUGUCUUUGAUGAUUUUAUUUCUUGUUUAAUUGUAAUUUAUACAAAUCAUUGGAAAUUCCAAGCUUUGACAUUUUUGCCAGAGGCAGGAUAGUG
Etheostoma spectabile (orangethroat darter) is the source of this 547-nucleotide messenger RNA. RefSeq names its product coagulation factor XIII A chain. NCBI's taxonomy places the organism in Eukaryota, Metazoa, Chordata, Actinopteri, Perciformes, Percidae. The record is from RefSeq and is a predicted model, not a curated record. Gene Ontology annotation, biological process: blood coagulation, fibrin clot formation; peptide cross-linking. Bases 1 to 342 code for a protein of 113 amino acids. The transcript is spliced from 3 exons. Gene Ontology annotation, molecular function: protein-glutamine gamma-glutamyltransferase activity.